GUGGAGUGCCUUCUGCUCCAUUGAAUCAGUUAUUGUACGGUGUGAAUUCGUAGUUCGUUCGACCCGGCCUCAACUCAGCUUCCAGAAUGACGAGAGGCACGGGAAAACCGAGCAAUGUGGUCCGCGUGUCAUUCUUCACACUGUCUGCUGUCUGUCAGCUCGCCUUUGCUUGCGCCUGCACGCCCGCUGUGAUCUGGUGCUCGCAGUCGUCCGAUUAUGACACGACGUACAAAACGAUGCCGUUGAGUUCGCUGCAGAAGCUGACUCCCGACGAGUUCGAGAGGAGCCUGUUGCAGUUAAACAUCACUGAAUCAGCGGUUGUUGUUGAAGAUCUGUGUAUCGAGGAUCUUCGGAAUAAUAAGGUGCUGUCAAACGCCAUCAAUGGUUCUAAAAUAUUGUAUUUUCCGUGUGUCGUUUCGCCUGUCACGGUCUUCCAAAAUAUCUACAAGCAGAGAAAAAUGAUAGAUAUAAACGAUGAUCAUAAGUUCAACAUGGUCCUCAAGGACAUUGAUUCGAGCGGAUGCAUAGCACUUACCGGAAAACAGUGUCGUUACAGCCACACUGAGCGAAUAAAGAGAGAAGUGUCGGUGGACAAUUCAACAGAGCUCAAGAUAAAAACAGACAAAGUUCUGUUGUAUUCUGCUAAAUUGUCACUCAAGAUAUCUGACAAGCCAGAGGUGGAUCUUGUUCAAUCUAAAGUCAUCGGAAUGUCGUCUCGUACCAAUAAUAGCAUGGUGAUUUUGAGCAUCAAGUUCAAUGAUGAGACCGUUGGCAGUCUGACGCUCGAGUUCUUCUUCCAAAUCAAAAGCAUCGGCUACUAUACGUUGUACAAUGUGAUAUACGAGACGACCAACGGAAUCAAUACUCUAUCCACCAAGCGAGACAUUUCCUUUCCGUCCAACUUCUCUUAUCAUUGUACGCCGAAAACCACCUUCACGGACGGUACCACGUACUUAAAUAUCAUAGAAAUGCAGGUGCAGGUCGGUCAUAAGAAUGCGACGUUCAAAGACGCGUACGACUGCGUUGGUUUUACCAGUAUACCGAUUUGGACGGGAAUUUUCGUGACGGUAAUAUUGGGUCUGAUCAUGAUAUGGGCGCUCACCAUGAUCAUGGAUAUCCGCACGAUGGAUAGAUUCGAUGAUCCUAAGGGGAAAACUAUCACGAUCUCCAGCGCGGAGUAAAAUAAUAAUAAUAAUAGAACUUAUAAUGCAAUUGUAGGUAUAUUGAAUAUUUGUGCGAAACCUGCUAUCCGAUA
Molecule: messenger RNA, 1255 nt
Organism: Cyphomyrmex costatus
Lineage: Eukaryota; Metazoa; Arthropoda; Insecta; Hymenoptera; Formicidae
Exons: 3
Coding region: 87-1181 (364 amino acids)
Cellular component (GO): proton-transporting V-type ATPase complex
Molecular function (GO): ATPase activator activity
Source: RefSeq, a predicted model, not a curated record